Messenger RNA from Equus quagga, 1400 nucleotides. It is a transcript of the gene SMIM7, whose product is annotated as small integral membrane protein 7. The transcript is spliced from 5 exons. The record is from RefSeq and is a predicted model, not a curated record. Lineage: Eukaryota; Metazoa; Chordata; Mammalia; Perissodactyla; Equidae. Bases 70 to 297 code for a protein of 75 amino acids.
CUCGUGCUCUUCUCCCCGCCCACGCCAGGGCUUCCGCUUCCGGUUGUGACUGCAGCUUCGGUCGUAACGAUGAUCGGGGACGUCCUGCUGUUCGGGACGCUGCUGAUGAACGCCGGAGCGGUGCUCAACUUUAAGCUGAAAAAGAAGGAUACGCAGGGCUUUGGGGAUGAGUCACGGGAGCCCAGCACAGGUGACAACAUCCGGGAGUUCUUACUGAGCCUCAGAUACUUCCGAAUCUUCAUCGCCCUGUGGAACGUCUUCAUGAUGUUCUGCAUGAUCGUGCUUUUUGGCUCCUGAACCCCAGAUACGAAACCAGGAACAGACGUCCAGAAGCUGAGUCUCCUCCCCUGCGUUCCUGACAACUUCAAGAAUGUUUUUGCCUGGAAAACCGGUGACCUUCCCAGAAAGCCCAAGCUCGUGGUGGGUGGAAAAAAUGUUCGCCAAGAUGCUCACGGUUUCCCAGCCACGUCACUGUUUUCUUUUCAAAGAUAUUUUCACUCUGGUCUCUGCAUUGAAAUGCUGCCUACUUGAGGAGUUUCAGGAGGGUUCCUGUAAGGGGCUGUCAUAACUCUGGUUCCCCGUAGAGGAAAGAACACGUGUAGAUCAUUUCGUUGGAUUGGAAUUCCUCUUCGACCAAGCUUUCACUAGAAACUCGUUUCUGAUAUUUCUUUCUUUACUUUUAAUAACCAUCCUUUUUGGUUCAAAUUAUACAGAUUUUUAAAACUCACUUUUGUCCAAGGAUCUGAAGCAGAAAGGUUGGCUUUGACGUUUCCUGCAGCCUCUUUAUUGCACUGCGUUCAUGAAUAAGGAGCAAGUUCACUGUUGCUGGGUCUGACAGCAGUGCUGGGUGUGCGUCCAUAUUCCUUCCCAGUCCCCCUGGCUCUGCUCAGCUACUCUGUGCCCUGCGGUCGUCCCCAGGAUUUUGAGGGUGAGGGCUGACUGACUCCCACGCAAGAGAGGUGCAGAGCCGUUGGCAGGGCCGGACGAGGGUGUUGUGAGAAAUUUGGCCUUGCCUUCAAGCCCUCUGCUAAAGUAACUGUUGGGGCCAUUAAUUGUACAGUUUUUAGACUGAGAGUGAUUUAUGCGGUAAUAUGAGGACCCAGUUCUGAAAGCUUGGGUUUUUGGGUCUGCUUUUCAAGUGGGUGAUUUCAAGUUUGAAAAACAAUGAGCCUCAUUUGAGGAAACACAGCGUUUUGCACAGAAAGCCUCGUUGAAAGAGUCCUGCUUUAAUCUCCAAAAUGAAACGCUGGUGGUGGGCGCCUGCUUCCCACAGGUGUUUGAUUUGUUUCUGGUGGUUUUUGAAAUCCUGAUUUGUAGGUAAACCUGGUGGGAGGAAAAAGGAAAUACGCAGGCUUUUAGAACGAAAUAGCGUUGAAAAUAAAGCUCAUUUCUAAAAAGGA